Molecule: messenger RNA, 1039 nt
Organism: Salvia miltiorrhiza (redroot sage)
Lineage: Eukaryota; Viridiplantae; Streptophyta; Magnoliopsida; Lamiales; Lamiaceae
Product: soluble inorganic pyrophosphatase 4-like
Exons: 9
Coding region: 243-869 (208 amino acids)
Biological process (GO): phosphate-containing compound metabolic process
Cellular component (GO): cytoplasm
Molecular function (GO): inorganic diphosphate phosphatase activity; magnesium ion binding
Source: RefSeq, a predicted model, not a curated record
CGGCUGAGAUUGAGCUGCAUCAUACAUUUGCCUGAAAAAGUGCCAUAUGGCCCCCAUUUAACUAAAGAAGAAAUAAAAUAAAAAAACGCCACGUCACUCUCAGCUUUCCUUCCCCCCAUCCCCAUGUACUAUUCUCCCUCUCUCCUCUCCCAUCACUGAAACACCCACAAACUCUCUUCACAACACCAGUUGGGAAAUCCUGUCAGCUCGCCACUCCUCAAACUCAAGCCCCUCUAUCUAAUAUGGCGGACAAGAGUAGUGUGGGGACUCGUCGCGUUGCUCUCAAUGAGAGGAUUCUUUCUUCUAUGUCAAGGAGAUCAGUUGCUGCUCAUCCUUGGCAUGACUUGGAAAUUGGGCCAGGAGCACCAGCAGUAUUCAAUUGUGUGAUUGAAAUUGGAAAAGGAAGCAAAGUAAAAUAUGAGCUUGACAAAACCAGUGGCCUUAUCAAAGUGGAUAGAGUUCUCUACUCGUCCGUUGUAUAUCCACACAACUAUGGUUUUGUUCCACGAACCCUUUGUGAAGACAAUGACCCCAUCGAUGUUUUGGUGCUGAUGCAGGAACCUGUUCUUCCCGGUACUUACCUCCGUGCUCGUGCCAUUGGCUUGAUGCCAAUGAUAGAUCAGGGCGAGAGGGACGACAAAAUCAUUGCAGUAUGCGCUGACGACCCUGAGUUCCGCCAUUAUCAGGACAUAAACGAGCUCCCUCCUCACCGUCUAGCUGAAAUUCGCCGCUUCUUUGAGGACUAUAAAAAGAAUGAGAACAAGUCAGUUGCAGUGGAAGACUUCCUCCCUGCUGAAACAGCAAUUGAUGCUAUCAAAUACUCAAUGGAUCUUUACGCGUCCUACAUUGUGGAGAACUUGAGGCAGUGAUUGGUGUAGAGGCAGCUGAUGAUGGGCUUAAACAAACUCUUUUAUUCUUCUUUGUAUCAAUCUGCAUCAGUCCGUUGUGAUGGAAACGGGAAACUAUUUGUUUUGUAAUAUUCCGUUUUAACUAACAAAUAAACCAGAUUAAGCCCCUCACCUACCCUCACUUUCUCCAA